UUGCAAAAACAAGUUACUUUUCUCAAAGGAAAGGAAAGGAAAAGAGAAAGAACAGAAAGCUAUCUUGAUGGUUUACUGUGGUGUGGUUAACCCUCUCUCAGGAACAACCCCCGGUUUUAGGGGGAGGGGGGAGAGAGGCCUGACUGAGACCCACAGCAAGACCUUCCCACCUGUGUGAAGGACAGGAGUCAGAGAAGACGCUUUAGUUUGGGCAGCAGGAUCCUCUCGUCCGCUUUAAACUAAACAAAAACAGACCAGCCUUCUCCAUAAUUCAUUAUUUAUGUGCAAGAGCGUUCCAGAGGAUCAUAGAAAAUUGGAGCUGGGCUGCGAAUCAAAGCUCUGGCACGACAAACCAUAAGAAACGGGAAUUUGAAAGAGGGAGGAAAUAGCGACAAGAAGAUUCACAUAGACAGAGGCUGCUGGAAUAUGAAGUCUCUACCAAAGAACCAGGGACGAACCGACCAGAUUUUGGGCGCUAUGGCGGAUAUGCUGACAUCUCUGGCGAUACCCAAUCAGAAGUGGAACUCGGAGGGUAUUGAGCACCUGAGUGUGACACAGGAACAGAAAACAGGAAAACAACGCCCAUGGGACACAGAGGGACUGAAUUGGGAUGAUAUGUCUCGGGACAGCCUGGAAAGAGUACGAAGAAGAGACAGAGCAAAAGAAAUUCUAGUAGAUUUGGAACGGCAUGAAGACUCAUACUCAGCCGCUGGCAGUGAGGGCAGUAUCUCCACCUCGGUGGCCUCUCUGCCGCCCCAGGCUUCGGGUAGUUCAGCCCCAAACUCCCCAGGCUCCCGUCGCUCUGUCAGCACCCUGAAGAAAUGGCUGACCAAUCCUGUGCGUAAGCUGAGCGCCGGAGCAACGGGGACGGCCAAGGGAGAGCGGCAGGUCCGCAGACUGGAGGGCAAACCCCCACCUCCACCCGCCAGGAGCAGCCAAGACCUGGGCAGCCCACAGACAGAGGAGCAGUUCACCAUCCUCCCAGUCAUAGACAAAGACCUGGAGUGGAGAGAUGGCCUGCCUACUUUCGGUGACUGUGAUCCAGGUGUCCAGCAGUCCUACAGCUUCCAGUCGGACUCUCCACAGGGAUCCACCACACUAGGGCAAACACAGAUCACCCAGUGCACCAGCCUACAAGCUGACGACAGUGGCUCUGCACUGAUGGAUGACAACUCCAGCCAAUCAUCAGCCACCAUAGACAGUGAAGAAGAUCGGAAGAGUGCCUUAGAAAAAAGCAUGUAUGUUCUAAAAGAGUUGAUAGAGACAGAAAAGCUGUAUGUAGCUGAUCUAGGACUUAUUGUGGAGGGCUACAUGGCCACUAUGAAUGCAAAAGGAGUUCCAGAAGAUAUGAAGGGAAAAGACAAAAUAGUGUUCGGGAAUAUUCAUCAGAUCUACGACUGGCAUAAAGAUUAUUUCCUGAGUGAGCUGGAGAAAUGUGUGGCUGAGCCUGAACGACUGGCCCAACUUUUUAUCAAACAUGAAAGACGGCUUCACAUGUACGUGGUAUAUUGCCAGAACAAACCUAAGUCGGAGCAUAUCGUGUCGGAAUACAUUGAGACCUACUUUGAGGAACUGAAACAGCAGCUGGGUCACAGGCUGCAGCUGAACGACCUGCUCAUCAAACCCGUGCAGAGGAUCAUGAAGUACCAGCUGCUUCUGAAGGAUUUCCUCAAGUACUACACAAAGGCUGGGAUGGACACUGAAGAGCUGGAGAAAGCAGUGGAGGUGAUGUGUUUUGUUCCGAAGCGCUGCAAUGACAUGAUGAACGUGGGUCGGCUGCAAGGCUUUGAGGGGAAGAUCACGGCACAAGGAAAACUUCUCCAGCAAGACACGUUCACAGUUGCAGAACAGGAUAGCAGCAUUCUUUCCCGGGCUAAAGAGAGACGCGUCUUCCUGUUUGAACAGCUCGUCAUCUUCAGUGAGCCAAUAGACAGGAAGAAAGGAUUCUCUCUACCUGGAUAUAUUUUUAAGAACAGUAUUAAGAUAAGUUGUCUGGGUGUAGAAGCGUGUGUAGACGGUGACCCGAAUCGUUUUUCCCUGACAUCUCGGGGGGCUGAUGGCAGCACGGUGCGAUUUAUCUUACACUCUUCAUCGCUGGACAUCUGCAAGGCUUGGGUCAGUGAUGUGAGCCAAAUACUGGAGACCCAGCGUAACUUUCUAAAUGCUCUGCAGUCCCCCAUAGAGUACCAGAGAAGGGAGAGCAAGAGCAACAGUUUGGGCCGUAGCAUGAAGCCUCCUCUGUCAGCAGUGGUUGGUCUGAGACCCCACUCCUCAGCUUCUAUUGACCGACACAAACUCCCCUGUCUGCGUUCCUGUAACACAUCUUUGCCCUCUCUGUACCUGCCCAGCCAGGUCCCCACUGAUGACCACUCACAGCCAGAGUCAACACAAAUCCAGCGCUGUCAUGUGGACUCCAGACUAAAUUCCCAGACGGUGUCUCCAACUCAUGUGCAGCUGGCCUUCUCUGAAGAGCCGUCAUUCUCCCAGGCACCCCUAAACUGCCAGGCGGUCUCCAACGGCCUGUGUUCCUCUAACACACAAGCCUCACAGAGCUCGGGAGAUGCUGGUCGCAGAUCUUCACCGAGAGAAGGACGCAUGGCUGUUCCAAGUCCCUCCUCCACUCUCCAGCGCUCCAGUAACUUGGCCCAGCUUGAUGAGGAUGACCUGUGAAUGGAAAUGACCCUAAUUCUGACAUUUGCACCAGAGCAUGCCACAGUCUGGUCUUUAUUCACGUCUGUUAUCUUGUGGUAUUCUUCCUAAACCUGUGACGCGAAUUACCUAGUGACUUUUUAAAAUAGUUUUAUAUCAUUUCUCUUUUUUUUGUUGUUGUCGUCUUUUAUUAAAGUUGUGUUUUGUUCAAAGGAGAAUCAACCAUUCCUAUAUUGGGAGGUCACUGGAGCAGGAACCAGAGUAAACCUUUAUUUGAGAUGCAUUUGGUCAAGCGUGCAUGUAAUGUAUGAAUGUGUAUUUGUGUGCUAAAUUCUGAUGGCUUCGUCCUUGCGAACAUGCUGAACGUUUUCCAUCAGAUGUGUUUUGCAAAGAACAUACUGUAUUAUUAGAAACAUAUGAGGGUCCUUGGUGGGCUCACGCUGGAUUUUAAAGGUUUCGCACUAUCGGUGCCUCUUUACAGAAGCUGUCUUUCUAUCUCUCUUUCGUCUAUAUUGAAUGCUUUUGUGGGCUGCAUAAACUCUUCUGAAGGAGCUAAGGGGAAACAUACUCUAAAUGCAGCUAAUUUGUAUAUACCGUAUGUAGGAGAAGGAACUCUGCAUGGAGACACGGACACGUGGCUUUCUCUUCGCUUAUUGGAUGUUUGAAUUCUCGAAGAUCGGUCAACUCCGUUGUGGUGGACAACGAGCGCCGUCGCUUGUGCAGCUUCGUGUUCAGACUUCACAGCUACAGCUGGACACGAGAGAUCACACACAACGUGCAUCUGGAGGAACUGCUCAAGGGAAGGACCGAAAAAUGGACAGGAGUUGUUACGGCAGAAGAAAAUGCAGUAUAAAAGGAGUUAUCUGUGGUUAAAUGACUCUUUUGGUCUUCUGCAGCUCCUCCUCGGGUAAUGCACACUGCCUGGAUUACUCUGCAGGUCUUGUCAUACAAAUUGAGGUUGCUGAAUUAGUAUAUAUUAUUAUUAUUAUUAUUAUUAUAUAACUUAAUGAAGGCCAAAGUUGAAUUGUCAUUUCAUUAUGUGCCAAAAGCAGGUGCCAGUACCCUUUACACAAAAAUUAAAGCGAAAAUAUAAUUCAGUUCAUUCAUCAACAAUUAGAAAACAAGCCAAAACUUCAUUUUUAAGAAAAUGCUCUCAUAAAUACGAAGGAAAAGGAUGAAGAUGUCAGAUUUUAUUGUCCAAAGACUUUUUUUGGUUGUAUUUUUAGUUUUAUAGUAUUUGCUAAUAACGAACCAAAUCAUUAGUUAGAAAGAGGAUUGACAUUGUUCAUCUGAAACAUGUAGUUAGUCAUAAAAUGUUAGAUGUCUCACCAAAGAAGGGAUGGUAUGUGUUUGGUAUUUGAUGUUGAAGCAUGAUCAAAAAGCACUUUCACUACGUUUAGCUCGUUGCACAUUCUUUCCAACAGAGGGUGCCAGAGGACUUCAGCGCUGUAUACACAACCAAUCAGUCUUUUCCAUAGAUCAGUUUAAAACUUCCAAUUCAAAACUCUGCACCAAAGUUAAUGUGCUUAACCGUUGGCAUGUUUCAGAUGCAUUCGUAUAAAUAUCCUUAAAAUGAUUGUAACAACCUUCUCUUGCCUUGACGUACUAUUCAAAUCAGCAGAAAUCAGAUCAUUUGACAUAGCCCUGUAUUAACUGAAAGCUUUCCUGUACUGCCUUUCCACAAACGUGGAUUUGAAUCUUACAUUGUUGCAUGCUAUUUUGAGGAACACCUCUAAAGGAUGAAGGAAACGAUGUGGAGAAAGGAUUGGACAUGAUCUAUGUCUAUGUGACAAAACCUAUAAUUGUAUUAUAUCAAAUUAAACUGGUUCCUUUUGGAACACAAGAGUG
Messenger RNA from Puntigrus tetrazona (Sumatra barb), 4497 nucleotides. It is a transcript of the gene arhgef25a, whose product is annotated as Rho guanine nucleotide exchange factor (GEF) 25a. Gene Ontology annotation, molecular function: guanyl-nucleotide exchange factor activity. Gene Ontology annotation, biological process: axon guidance. NCBI's taxonomy places the organism in Eukaryota, Metazoa, Chordata, Actinopteri, Cypriniformes, Cyprinidae. Gene Ontology annotation, cellular component: cytoplasm; plasma membrane. The record is from RefSeq and is a predicted model, not a curated record. The transcript has 18 exons. Bases 427 to 2670 code for a protein of 747 amino acids.